Molecule: messenger RNA, 5492 nt
Organism: Cynoglossus semilaevis (tongue sole)
Lineage: Eukaryota; Metazoa; Chordata; Actinopteri; Pleuronectiformes; Cynoglossidae
Product: rho GTPase-activating protein 23-like
Exons: 24
Coding region: 305-5125 (1606 amino acids)
Biological process (GO): signal transduction
Molecular function (GO): protein binding
Source: RefSeq, a predicted model, not a curated record
ACUGUUUUUGGGUCAACAUGGCUGACUUGAGUUCCCAGAACUCUCUAACCUCCUCUGUGAUAACGCAACGUUAUCAGGGGUGAGUGACUGGAACAGUUCCUGCAGACCGGAGAGGAUGUUUUUAAUCCCAGCCUCAGAGGAGGCAGCGUUCCCUUUUGUCCAUUGUCCCUCUGAUUUUCCAGAUCACUGUUUAUGAGGACUAAUAAGUUCCUGUUGUUCUGCGGCUGGUAUUUAUAGAGACUUUUUAUUAUUUUUAACGCCACCAUUGUUGAGUGAAGGUAAUAAAUGUGAUGAGGCUGUGAUUAUGGAACUUCCUCUUCAUACGUACAGAGGAAAUUGCCCUGAAAUUCCUGUUGCUGCUGGAAUUCCGAUCUGGCUGUCACAUGUGGGCAGUGCCCACGUACACCCACAUCCACCCACUUACAUUUACCUUCAAAGUGUCGGAGGACAGACGGAGGCCACUCAGACUGAGGUUCAGAGUCACAGAGUGAAGCUGGAGGUCUCCUACUUUAGGAAUCAAUCGGUGAAAGGGCGAGAUGGCAUGGUGUCGUCCAAUCGUAACAGACGUCGGCCGCUGUCGUCGGGUGAGGUGGAGGGCGUGGUCUGGCAGGGCGCGCGCACGGUUUUCCUUCAGAAGAACCCGCAAGGGUUCGGUUUCACUCUGCGACACUUCAUCGUGUACCCACCAGAGUCCUCACUGCAAGGCUACAAGGUUGAAGAGAAUGGGAACAGCAGCAGAGCAGGUCGCAGUCGUUCUCCUCUGGAGCCGAUGGACACCAUCUUUGUCAAGAGUGUUCGAGAACAUGGGCCGGCCCACCAAGCUGGGCUGUGUACAGGGGAUCGUCUGGUGAGCGUCAAUGGACAAAGUGUUCUUGGAAAAACUUACUCUCAGGUGAUCGCACUGAUCCAGAACAGUGAAGAUGUUCUGGAACUCUCUAUUAUGCCAAAGGAUGAAGACGUGUUUCAAUUGGCAUACUCCCAUGAUGCCUACCUAAAAGGUAAUGAGCCAUAUCCAGAGGAGGCCCAGAAUCCCCCUGAGCCUCCACCUUUCUGGUCCCCCUUAAAUAAACCCAACGUCAGAACCUGCGAGCCCAGCCAGAACCUCCAGACGCUUCCAGACAACUGGCAGUGUCGACCUGAGGAGACCACCUUCCCCGUGGAUAACCAGCCCCUAGCUGUUUCCACCCCAAACUCCGGCUGGCUCGGAGGACCUGAAGAUCCAGGUAGAGCCUUUGCCAUAUCCGGUGGACACCGAGGUCGCUGCUCUGCAACCUUGAGUGCCCUGGACUUUCAUUUUGCUAACCACAAUGCUGCCAUUGCUUCUGCAACCCUCCCUCCACCAAGGAGGAGUAGACUGCCGGUGUCUUCUCGUGCCCACACCGACGCCCUCUGUCACCAGGCUUUAUCUGACUGGUACUACAGCCAGGCGGAGGCCGCUGAACGAAUAUCCCCACGCCAUCGCAGUAUUUCUCAAGAUCGUUUGUUGGAGCUUGGGUUGGCUCUUGGUCCCAGCCCUUUAUCUUCAGAACGAUGCAGAAGAGACACUCUAAUGCACCACCAUCAAGCGGCAGCUGUUUCCCAUGAUUCCUUAUGGCUAAGUGGCUAUGGUGGUGUAGCGAAAACAGGAGGCAGGAAAUGCUCUGAGAAACUUCUGGCAGCUUACGCAGAAUAUGAACAUAACUACGAGCGUUCUGUAGAGACAUUAGCACAAGCCUCUGCUUUGGUCACACCACGUCACAAUCAAAAACCACAAAACAUCCAUUCUACAAAGUUCAACAAAAAGGAGGGCUAUGACUGCACACAGGGUCUACAACACCAGACCACAGUGACUCCCCCAACCACAAACUCAUCAACAGUACUCUCCAGUGGUGGGCAGUCUGGUCAGCAGCUGGCAGAGACCCAGACCAGGCGGGUACAAGAAGAAGAGCUGGUGGGCUACAAGAGCUACAGUCCUUCCUUCUCCCGUAAGACCAGCCACCUCCUUAGGCAAGCACACUCCUUCAAGGAACCCAGCUACAGUGGUCUUCACCUGAACUGGAGCCCUGGCAGCAGGAGCACUCCUACAGAUAGUAAGGUUCAGACGGCACCAAGACCCCGGUCCACACCUGCAGUGCCAGCUCCGGAGGAGGAGAAAACACAACCAGGGGAGGACAGAAAAGCUACUCCCAUCACCCAUAACCAAGAAGUGGUGCUCAGGCGGAAACCUCUGAACCAACGACCCCCCGUCAGUGCUCUUAGACAGUCACACUUCUCCUCACAUGUAGACUCUCCUGAGCCUCCUGGACUGACACCUUCACAGGAAAAACUCUCCCCUGUAUCUACGGAGUCAAAACGUGGCACCAGCAGUCGUCUGGCCCAGCACGCAUUUGACUCUCUGUCCUCCAUUCCUUUUAUAGAUGAACCCAUCAGUCCUAGUCUGGACCUACAGGCCCUCUACGUACCAGCCUGCUCUGUGGUGUCCACUUCACAGAAUUUCAGAAAUGAGGGCAACCUCAUUUCUGCGUCUGUCUCUCCCAUCCUGUCUUCCGUCAUCUCCUUUGUCCGACUUCAUUGUCAGGACUGCAGUGAGUCUCACUCAGUCUCUCUGAAUUUCCUUUACAAAAUGCUACAUGGCAUCUGCAUGUUCCUAUCCAAGUCCUGUGACGAAGGCCUCAACAACUUCAGGGAGGAAGGUCGCGUCCUAACCAAAAUACCAAAAAGGGUUAAGAGCUUUUUCACUGAUGGCUCCCUGGAGACUCUACGGGCUCAGGAGGAGGCCCGGUCAAAGCGCCACUCCACCUCUGAACUUGGAACCAUCACCUUCAGUGACGUUCGCAAGGAGGGCUGGUUACACUACAAACAGAUCCUCACAGAGAAGGGAAAGAAAGUGGGCGGGGGCAUGCGACCAUGGAAACGCGUCUUCUCCGUCCUCCGGUCCAGUUUGCUCUUCCUGUACAAGGACAAAAGAGAGGCGGUGCUUCAUGGAGCAGGGGCGGGGCCUGGCCAGGAUGAGAACCCCCCAGUCAGCAUUCGUGGCUGCUUGAUCGACAUCGCCUACAGCGAAACAAAACGCAAGCACACCCUGAGGCUGACCACCCAGGACUUUUGCGAGUACCUCCUCCAAGCUGAGGACAGGGACGACAUGUUGGCCUGGAUCAGGACCAUCAGGGAGAACAGCAAGACAGAUAAUGAGGAGAUUGGUUCCUCCAGACAAGCGUUGAUCAACAAGAAGCUGAAUGAUUACAGAAAACACAGUCUGACAGGUAACAAGCCUGACACCUCCCCCAAACUCCACAGGAUGGUGCCUCCUUUCCUUCUGGCCAAAACUGACAACACCUCAGCCAACCGAUCCACCAGGGCAGAUGACAUCAAAGCACUUUGGGGCAUCAACAUCAUGAAGAAAGCCAAGAAGACAGGCAGUCCAAAGGCCUUUGGUGUGCGACUAGAGGACUGUCAACCUGCUGUCAACCAUAAAUUUGUCCCAAUGAUAGUGGAGAUGUGCUGCGGCAUGGUGGAAGAUACAGGUCUGGAAUACACCGGCAUCUACAGGGUUCCCGGAAACAACGCCAUGGUGUCCAACCUUCAGGAGCAUCUGAACAAAGGCCUGGACUUCAGCACUGCUGAGGAGAGGUGGCAGGACCUGAAUGUGAUCAGCAGUCUGCUCAAGUCCUUCUUCAGGAAACUGCCUGAGCCUUUGUUUACAGACGACAAAUACAACGACUUCAUCGAUGCCAACAGAAUAGAAGAUGCUGAGGACAGACUGAAGACCAUGAAGAAACUGAUUCAGGACCUUCCUGAUCAUUACUACCACACACUCAAGUUCCUGUUGGGGCACCUAAAGAAGGUGGCAGAUCAUGCUGAGAAGAACAAGAUGGAGGCCAGAAACUUGGCCCUGGUGUUUGGUCCGACCCUGGUGAGGACGUCAGAGGACAACAUGACCGACAUGGUCACUCACAUGCCUGACAGAUACAAAAUAGUGGAGACGCUGAUUCUGCAUUCUGACUGGUUCUUCAGUGAUGGAGAACUUGAUAAGGAACCGAAGGCCCCUGAAGACAAACAGGACAAACAACCUGCACCCAACAUCGACCAUCUGCUGUCCAACAUCGGCAGGCCCGGGAUGCCAGGAGAGACAUGUGAUUCCACCACCAGCGAUUCACUUAAGUCAAAGCUGUCCUCAAGUUCCAAGAAAGACCUGACCACCAGGGACCUAACGCCCAAGUCCAUCAUUAACGCUGUGACGAGGAAACGUAAAAAAUGUCUCAGUGCUUACCUACCAGUCAGCAGUGAUGAUGAAGACUCAGAGCAUGAACCUGUCAAAGCAAGUACCUGCAGGGCAGGAGGAGGGGGUGGAGAGGCCAGGGGGGUGGAGGAGGUGGCACAGGGGGGAGAUGAUCCUCUAAAGGAAACGUGGAUUAAAAAAGGAAAUCGAGUAGAAGGAGCAGGGAACCGUGGGGAACGAGAAAAGGCUGAGGCUCAAGUGGAAAAGGAGGAAGAGAAGGAAACAAAAAGCUCUGAGCAUGAGAGCAGACAAAGAACAGCUGGGCCCAGAAAUCGAGUGCUGCAGCGCCCCCACAGUUUUAUCUACCCACACCAACAAGCCCACACCACACACCAAAGACACUUACCUGAGUUUAAACCAGCUUCACAUUCAAGACCUGACAAUCUCGCUACAGGACGGCCCGUGGUUCCUUUCUGGAUCUACCCCACCAGGCCUCCUUACCUCCACCACACAGCCAGCUUCCAGGAGAACCAACAGCCAGACUGGAAUCAGCAAGUGCCAGUCCGCUACAGAAAGACCAGAGGAGGCAGGACCCGGGCCGUGUCCAUGAACGUGGACCUUGAGCUGUGGAGAAAUAACGACAGAGAUCGAGGGUGGAGAACAGAGAAGGUGGAGGUGAUCAGAGUCAUUGAAGGAGGGCCAGGUCAACACAGAAGUGUUGGCGUUCCACAGGGAUCCAUUGUAGUCCCCAUGUCAUGCCAGCAAACACAUCCACAUCCACACCCUGCCCCCCACAGGACUCCACCCACGUCCUUGGGUUGGGUAGAUCAGGGUUCUCCAGGAUCAUCUGGUGUAGUCAUGAGAAGAUCAGGACACGAUUCACGAGAUAAAACAAGAGCACGUCGUCGACAUACGGUGGUGAUUUAACCUGACCUCGGCAUCUGCUAAUGUUUUACCACUAAACUAAAUGUCACCAAAGACAAGUACCAACAAAUCAGUUCUAGGACACAUUUGUCAAGACCUUCAUCAAGUUUCAUUCCUAAUGAGUUUAACAGCAUUAACCUUUAACCAUCUACUUACCUGACACUAAGAUUAGUACUAAGUGUGAGAAUGACUGGUCCUGUCCUGUGCUGAAGGUCCAGGUCUUUGGGGAAUAAAACUGAACUGGAAAAGUUCUACAUAGCUUUUGAAGUUCCACAGAGCCUGGGGUCGGGUUUUUACCAAAGUCAAACAUCUGAGUUCAGUGGAAAACAAAAAAAACAACCAAAAAAAAAAAAAAAAAAACAACAACCAA